This is a messenger RNA of Metarhizium acridum CQMa 102, 3231 nucleotides long. The record is from RefSeq and is a predicted model, not a curated record. Lineage: Eukaryota; Fungi; Ascomycota; Sordariomycetes; Hypocreales; Clavicipitaceae.
AUGGACGGCGACUGGGAUGAGGUCGCCCGCAUUCCGUUCCCGCCUCCGGGCGUCCAUGCGAUGCCGACACCGGUAACUACGAUGACCUUUGACACCUUCCAAGAACUACUAUGGACUGGAAACGAUUAUGGUCGCGUUACCUCCUUUCUUGGCUCGGAAUUACAACGAUAUACCUCCUUCAAAGCACAUCUUUCGACUGACGGAGCAGUACGGCAAAUAUUGGUCAACGACAAGGGCGUGAUAGUUUUGGGGUCAAAGGAUGUUCACAUGGCACAGAGGAGAGGGCCACCGAUAUGGCACAUCAAGUACGAUUACCUCACAGCCCUAUAUGCGGAACUGCGGUGCAUGAGCUUUACUUCCAAAGGGACGGCCGAGAUCAUUGUUGCAGGAUUGCAAGACACAAUGCUAGUCAUCGACCUUAAUAAGGGCGAGGCCGUGAAGCAGAUUGCAACCGAACACCAGUACUCCAUCAUGAAGCGAGGAAAGUAUAUUUGCGCGGCGACUAAGAAUGGAACGGUGAACCUCCUUGACCCGGUGUCAUUUGCAGUUGUUAAGUCUUGGAAUGCUCACUCUGCGCUGAUCAAUGACAUGGAUGCCCAGCAUGACUUCAUUGUUACAUGUGGAUAUUCGCUUCGACAAGGCCAAACAUACAUGCUCGAUCCAUUCUUGAACGUGUUUGAUAUUAAAAAGAUGUCGUCAAUGCCACCAAUACCUUUUCCUGCCGGGGCGGCGUACGUUCGCAUGCAUCCUAGAAUGUUGACUACCAGUAUUGUGGUCUCACAGUCCGGCCAAAUGCAUGUAGUCGACUUGAUGAACCCCAACACAAGUAACGUGCGACAGGCAAACGUCCUGACCUACCUUAAAUUCGCCAGCCCGGAGGAACACGCUCCUCAAAUAGAAUGGACCCCUGAAACACCGUUAAACUCUGUUGGAUUGCCCUACUAUCGGGACGUGCUGGCCUCGGCCUGGCCGGAUCUUGUAUCAGAUGUUGGCGCCCCUCCAAUAAGGUUUGAUCCUCAGUUUCUCGCGAGCCUCAAGCCGGCCGAAUUUGGCCUGUACGGCCGCAACACGAGAGGCUUCCGAAGGAACCAGGCUGAGGAUACCAGAAACAGCCACAAGUCUGCCAAUUCUGGACUCAAGGCGCCCAAGUUCCUGAGUGAGAAAGCCAGAGAGUCUGCGAAAUCCGAUUCCAGGACGGACGGUAAGGCCGACGAUGUUUCUAGCCCAGUGGGCGAGAACGAGAUUGAAAGUGAGAAAUCAGACGUGCCGGUCAUGUAUCGCAACGUUGAAAUCAAGUACAGCAAGUUCGGAGUAGAUGACUUUGAUUUUGGAUUCUACAAUAAAACUCGUUAUUCAGGCUUGGAAAUUCAUAUUUCAAACUCAUACGCCAACUCACUCCUUCAAAUCAUGCACUUUACCCCCCUCAUCCGAAACUUAGCCCUUCAACAUGCGGCUACGGCCUGUGUGAGCGAAAUCUGCUUGCUGUGUGAACUUGGCUUCCUUUUCGACAUGCUACAAAAAGCGGACGGCUCAAUCUGCCAGGCAACAAACCUGCUGAGAACACUUAGUAGCCACCCACAAGCCGGACCGCUUGGCCUCCUCGAAGAGGACCCCCACGGCUCGUCUCUAAACGUUAUGCUGCAAGGGCUUACUAGAUUUCUCUUGGAUAAGAUUGUUUCUGACUACAAGAGUAUGUCACCAACAUCAUCUGCGAUGGAACAGGCCCUGACAACCCGCAGGUUCUUGCAACCUCAGCAACAAGCUCUAUUCGAUAAACCUCCUGGACGAAACGCCAAAAUGCCCAGAGUCACUUUUUCUCAGGUUCUUAAGAGUAGCGUUGAGAGAGAGACUACCUCUAAGGGUUGGUGUCGCCUAUGUUCACGUUAUCAAACCAUCGCCACCAAAAAGACAAUUCACAACAUCCCGGCAGUCUUAAUGUUGAAUACUGCAAUUACGAAGCACGAUCAUCGCAUGCUGUGGUCUACUCCCGGCUGGCUUCCUGAGGAGAUUGGAAUCAUUGUUGAACAGGGCCAGUUCUUCUGUUACGAGGGAGAAGACCUGAAACUUCACUUGCAGCGAGGAAUCCAUAAUAUCACAGUAUAUUCACUAAUAGGAAUGGCGACAAACAUUGAGGGUGGCAUUGAGGGUGGCAUUGAGGUUGCACACGCUGAACAAGAAGCUCCGGGACAAAGUCAAUGGCACUUGUUCAACGACUUCUUAGUUAGGUCUGUCAGCACAGAUGAAGCGCUUACAUUCAACACGUCAUGGAAAGUCCCCAGUGUUGUAUCGUUCCAGAUCAAAGAAGCGAAUAACAAAAUUGAUUCUACUUGGAAAGAUCAACUGGAUACCUCGAUUCUGUAUCACGAUUUGUAUCCAAAUCCAAACUCUGAAACCAAAACAUAUCACAUCCUGGAUCCGAAGACGGAGCGCCCUGGCCCGGAUACAAUAAUAGCUCUAGACACGGAAUUUGUCGCCAUUCGACAACCCGAGAUUGAAAUGAACUCGGACGGCGAACGAGAGACGAUUCGUCCGAUUGUCUAUGCCCUGGCUAGAACAUCUGUUGUCCGCGGGCAGGGCGAGAACGAGGGGCUGCCCUUCAUCGACGACUACAUUUCAAUACAAGAGCCCAUUGUGGAUUAUCUGACCUCAUACUCUGGCAUAACCCGAGAAGAUCUGGACCCAAGGAUUUCCAAACACAGCCUGCUUCCACUGAAGAUGGUUUACAAGAAACUCUGGGUUCUGCUCAACCUCGGCUGCAAAUUCCUCGGCCACGGCCUCAAACAAGAUUUCCGCGUCAUAAACAUCCACGUUCCCAAGUCUCAAGUCAUCGACACAAUCGAUCUGUUCUUCCUAAAGUCGAGACUUCGAAAGCUCUCGUUGGCAUUUCUAGCGUGGUACCUCUUAAAGGAGGACAUUCAAAUGGAAACACACGACUCGAUUGAAGACUCCCGAACGGCACUCAAGUUAUAUCGGAAAUAUCUAGAGUUUGAAGACGCUGGGAUUCUGGAAACCAUGCUGCAAGAUAUUUAUCGCGCCGGAAGAGACGUCAACUUUAAGCCUCCGCGGAAGGAUGACCUGGGUGUUCAGAGGACGGAUACUCCGCCGUUGCCGGUAGACGCGUCCACGCCGGGACCGUCCACGCCCGUGAGGAAGAUUAUCGGCAUGGCGCCUGGGUCUGGCUUUGGCGGGGGCUCGAGUUGGACGCCGGGGAAGGGAUCGCCGCUACGAUAG